Mesitornis unicolor (brown roatelo) is the source of this 687-nucleotide messenger RNA. It is a transcript of the gene MBD4, whose product is annotated as methyl-CpG binding domain protein 4. The record is from RefSeq and is a predicted model, not a curated record. The annotation marks the transcript as partial. Gene Ontology annotation, biological process: base-excision repair. Gene Ontology annotation, cellular component: nucleus. The transcript has 6 exons. NCBI's taxonomy places the organism in Eukaryota, Metazoa, Chordata, Aves, Mesitornithiformes, Mesitornithidae. Gene Ontology annotation, molecular function: DNA binding; catalytic activity.
CCCGGAAGGACACAAGCUAAGAUCGAAAAAUGCGCUUGUGAAGUAUUUUCAGAAAACUGGGGAGACAACCCUAAAAGUAGAAGACUUUGAUUUUAGAGCUUCUUGUCAGAGGAGAACCCGUUUGAGGACAGAAGACACUAUCCCACAAACACAAGUGGAUAGGAGGAAAACGAGUCCGUAUUUUUCAAGUAAAUACUGUAAAGAAGCUCCCAGCCCACCAAGGAGGAAGACCCUCAGGAAAUGGACUCCACCAAGAUCCCCUUUUAACCUGGUCCAAGAAACGCUUUUUCACGAUCCAUGGAAACUUCUCAUUGCAACCAUAUUUCUCAAUAAAACUUCAGGUAAAAUGGCAAUUCCUGUGCUCUGGGAGUUCCUCAAGAAGUAUCCCUCUCCUGAAGUAACCAGGAACGCAGACUGGAAGGAAAUGUCUGAGCUGCUCAGACCGCUCGGCCUCUAUGAACUCAGGGCAAAAACCAUCAUCAAGUUCUCAGAUGAGUACCUGAGCAAGCAGUGGAGGUACCCCAUUGAGCUGCACGGCAUCGGCAAGUACGGCAAUGACUCCUACAGGAUCUUCUGUGUCAAUGAGUGGAAGGAGGUGCAGCCACAGGACCACAAGUUGAACGUGUACCAUGCAUGGCUGUGUUUUUGGGAGAACCAGGACGGGCUGAGCGUGGGCUGAGUGCAGCC